CGCUUCCCCUUGUCGUGAGGCGGCCCUGAGGGAGCGCGGCCGCUCGCCUGCCGCCGCAGCCCAGCCCGACCGUCCGUGCGCUCGCCAGCCAGCCCGAUAGCCCAGCCCAGCCCAGCGAAGCCCGGCGCGGCGGCGGCGGGGUCCGGGCUCCUCACCCGCCCCCGAUGACUGCGGCAAACUGCGGCGGCGCCCACGACGAGUUCGACUUCAGGCUUAUCUUCGGCGAGGACGCGCAGCAGCCGGGCCCGGGGCCGCCGCCGUCGCCACUGCCACGGCCGCCUGGGCCUGCCGCCGCCGCCGCCGCCGCCGCCUCAGCAGCAGCAGCAGCAGAUCUUGAACCUGAUGAUUGUGCAUCUGUGUGUAUCUUCAGCAUAGACCACUCAUCAUCUCUAAACCAUCCUAUUUGUAGCCCUUGUCAUGGGUUUCAGUCACACCCUUCUCCUUUGUCUUCACCUAGUAGACUGCAGGGUCAUAAAAGCUAUGAAGGAGCAUGUGAAGUACCUGAAUCCAAAUACAGUCCCCUAGGUGGUCCCAAGCCCUUUGAGUGCCCGAGCAUUCAAAUUACAUCUAUCUCUCCUAACUGUCAUCAAGGAAUUGAAGCCAGUGAAAAUGAAUUGCACACAAAUGGCCCUCAAAAUGACUAUAUGGAAAGGCCUUCAAGGGAUCACUUGUAUCUUCCUCUUGAGCCAGCUUAUAGGGAAUCAUCCCUUAGUCCAAGUCCUGCCAGCAGCAUUUCCUCCCGGAGCUGGUUCUCAGAUGCUUCCUCUUGUGAGUCAAUGUCUCAUAUUUAUGAUGAUGUGGAUUCAGAACUGAAUGAAGCCGCUGCUCGGUUUACCCUUGGGUCACCUUUGGCAUCUCCGGGAGGUUCUCCAAGGGGCUGUCCAGUAGAUGAACCUUGGCAACCACCAUAUGGAUUCGGGCAUGCCUUGUCACCUAGACAAUCUCCUUGUCAUUCUCCUAGGACUAGCAUCACAGAUGAAAAUUGGCUUAGCCCUAGACCAACCUCAAGACCAUCAUCAAGGCCUACAUCACCAUGUGGGAAGCGGCGCCAUUCUAGUGCCGAGAUCUGUUACAUUGGUUCACUUUCUCCUCACCAUUCUCCAACUCCAUCACCAGGACACUCUCCUAGGGGAAGUAUAACAGAAGAUACAUGGCUAAAUUCGUCUUUCCAUGGUCCGACUUCUGGCCUCUCACCUUUUCAGUGUUGUGCAGAGACCGACAUCCCUCUCAAAACAAGAAAGACCUCUGAGGAUCAAACUGCCAUCAUAACAGGAAAAAUAGAGCUUUGUUCUGAAGAACAGGGUAGCUUAUCACCAUCCAUUGAAACUGCAAUAGAUGAUAGCUCGGGAUCGCAACAUGCAUUAAAAAAAGACUUGUCUGGUGACCAAUUUCUUUCUGUUCCUUCACAUUUUACCUGGAACAAACCAAAGCCUGGCCAUACUCCUAUUUUUCGCACAUCUUCAUUGCCUCCUUUAGACUGGCCUUUGCCAGCUCAAUAUGGACAGUGUGAACUGAAAAUUGAAGUACAACCAAAAACUCACCAUAGAGCACAUUAUGAAACUGAAGGGAGUAGAGGGGCAGUAAAAGCAUCUACUGGUGGGCAUCCUGUAGUGAAGCUCCUCGGAUAUAGUGAAAAACCAGUAAACCUACAGAUGUUCAUUGGGACAGCGGAUGAUCGUUACUUACGGCCACAUGCCUUUUACCAAGUGCAUAGAAUCACAGGGAAAACAGUUGCUACAGCAAGUCAAGAAAUAAUUAUUGCUAGCACAAAGGUUUUGGAAAUUCCACUUCUUCCUGAAAACAAUAUGUCAGCCAGUAUUGAUUGUGCAGGUAUUUUGAAACUCCGUAAUUCAGAUAUAGAACUUCGUAAGGGGGAGACUGAUAUUGGAAGGAAAAAUACAAGAGUGCGACUUGUCUUUCGAGUACAUAUCCCACAGCCUAGUGGAAAAGUCUUGUCCCUUCAAGCUGCAUCAAUACCUGUUGAAUGCUCUCAGAGAUCUGCUCAAGAACUUCCUCAGAUAGAGAAGUACAGCAUCAAUAGUUGCUCAGUGAAUGGAGGCCAUGAAAUGGUUGUUACUGGAUCUAACUUCCUUCCUGAAUCCAAAGUAAUAUUUCUUGAAAAGGGGCAAGAUGGACGGCCCCAGUGGGAGGUGGAAGGAAAAAUAAUUAGAGAGAGGAGUCAAGAGGCUACAAUUGUUCUUGAAAUCCCUCCAUAUCACAACAAAGCAAUUACAGCGGCUGUGCAGGUGCAGUUCUACGUUUGCAACGGCAAGAGGAAAAAAAGCCAGUCUCAACGUUUUACUUAUAGUCCAGUUGCACUGAAACAAGAGAACAGAGAUGACUUGGAUUUGUCUUCAGUUCCCUCACUGUCCCUGCCUCAUUGUACAGGCGUUAAAGGACUCUCUUCUCUCCAAACUCAGCUGCCUUCACCAGAUUCAGGACUCUCACAUGACAGUUUACUUUCUACUUCACCCAGGAGCCUUGUAUGCCCAGUCCAACAAACGUACACUCCCAUGGUCUCCUCUGCAGUAUCCCAGUUGUCACACAUCCAAGCUAGGAGCAUUAGUCCAGGUGAAGAGCAUCCGGUUCUGUCUCCAGCUGUAGUCCACCAGUCUUUUCAGGUAACAUCAGCUUCUUCUGUGAGGCCUUCCUACCAGCCUAUGCAAUCUAAUGUUAUGUUUAAUGGACAGUCUGGUCUUCCCAUGAACUCUGCCUCCUCCAGCCAAGGAUACGAUGCAAUGUCAUUUCAACAAGAUGCAGCUGUACCUCCAUUGAUAAACCUUGGCUGCCAGUCUCUACCACAAAUGCCGUAUCAUUCAUCAGAUCCAGGUUCGGUGUCAGCUUCUGUUGCAACAGGGGGGCAUCCUUCAGCACAUUCAGCUCGUUCAAGACAAUCAUCACCUCAUCUACAAGCAAUGGGGUACCACUGUCCAAAUCCCCAGCAAAAUUCUGUCUCUUCUGCAAUGACUCAGUCCCUUGGACACCCUUCCACACCAUUGCAGCAAGUCACAUACCAUUCUCCAAAUCCGGGUAACACUUCAUCACCAUCCCCCAAAUCUUCACAUUCUUUGGUCCAUUCACCACAAUCUGGGCCAUCUUCUCCACAGUUGCAGCCUAUGCCUUACCAGACCCCUAGCUCAGGACCUGCCUCAUCUCCUCCUCCUCCUACUGUUAGUCAUACUGGUCAACAGUCCCCACAAGCGCAUAGCCCAAGUUUGGGAGGAAUUGCUGCAGCUUCAUCCUUGUUGCAUCAGAACAUGUGUGAUGCAUCUCCAUUUUCAUCAGAGGGGUCAACUGUUAAUGUUAAACCUGAACCCGAAGAUCGAGAGUUAAAUUUUCAGACAAUGGGGCUCCAGGACAUCACCUUAGAUGAUGUGAAUGAAAUAAUAGGACGAGACAUGUCUCAGAUCUCCGUGUCCCACGGAGUGGGAGUAGCCAUCCAUUCUCCACAUACGUGCUCUGCAUCGUUGGAGGCAGGAAUAUCGGAUGGAGUUUAAUAACAACUGAACUUGUGAUUGAAGUGACCCAGAAAUCUUCGCACUUUUCCUCUGAAUGAUGCUUCACCCCCUCUUUAGAUGUGCUGUGCUUCCGACUUUGUGGCCUUGAUGAUCCAGACAGUGGAUCCUUAAAGAACUGUUUUGGCAGGGUGGGGAAGGGGUUGUACUUCUAAUUUAGGAACACAGCAAUCUAAUUUUAGCUUUUUAGGAUGCUGAAAAAGAAUCUUUAUAAGAAAUGGACACAAAGAAGCAAGACAAGCUACUCUGACCUUGAAAAAAAGAUACCAAUGAGCUUUGCUUGUUUUGUGCAUAUAGUAGACUUCUUUUAUAUUAAGUGCUUAAUCGUAUGGAGAAAUUUAGUUUUGCUCUCAAUAUGCACAUUUCUGAAUGUGGGGAUUUUUUUAAAAAAAUACACAUCUUCAUAUGCUGCUUUUCCUUAGGAGAGAGAUUAGGAUUGUAAUAGAAAUUUGUACACCUUUGAGUGGGAGGUCUUUUUGAAGAGCCUUUAAGCUUAUGUUGUUUAAAAGAGAACUUUUUUAUAAUCAAAUCUUCCAGAGACACAAUUAUACCUGUCAUCUUAAGCCAAUGCCUUUGGAAGUCUUGUGUCUAGAAUAUUAUUAGCAUUUUCUUUGGAUUUUUAGGAAGCAAAGCCAAAUAGGUCUGUGUUCUUCAUACAUUAAAACCUUUGGUAGGCUGCAAAGAGACCAUUCCACCAUGAAAAUAUUGGGAUAGAAAUGACAUUCCAAAAUCUAACUUUUAUGACUUUGUAAUCCAUGCUAGCACAGGCCUCUUUUAAUAGAAACAGCUUUGCUUACUCAGAUCAAUUUCUAGAAAUGCUCAUUUUUAAAAGGCAAUUAAGGUUUUUGGAUAUAUACAUAAAAUGGCAUGCUAUAAAGAGACAUUUUGGUCAGAAUUAUUUUAAAUUAGGGUUAUCGCCACUGUUUUCAAAUCCCUCAGGUAGGGGUUUUCUCUCAAAUCAUGUUUUAUUUUUCUGCUAGAACUGAUUUUUAUCUCUUGUUACUCACAUUUGCAUCUUCAAAUGUUUCUCACGGCAUUGUGGCACUUGUGUUCACAGGCAUUUCUCCUCUGUGAUGGGGUGGAUAGCAUGCAUCCCCCCAGGGGGCUUGGGCUGCAGCUGCGGUCGUCCCUCAUUCAUGGGGAUUGUGUUGGGGGUGGCAGGCCAGGCCCUCUGGGGGAACACAAGUAGUGCACCCCUGAUCUAAGGAGUCCCAGUUAUAGUAAAGGGAAUGUAACAGGUUUGACAGGUCAUUGGAAUAUAUUGCAGUUAAUUGAACAAGUCUUGCAGCCGUCACACUGUAACAGAGUCACCAGUGCCGCUAACAAAGACAGCUUACUGUAGUUGGCAACAGUCGGAGGCACAAUCCACCGCAGGCACCUCCAAAACCAGUGGGGCUUGCGCCUUCUGCAAUGACUUGCACUUCCAGCAGCCCACGCCCUCCAGGAAUAAUGUUUACAAUGAUGCCUUUGCAUUCUCAGGCCUCUCUGAAUUAAGGGGGCGGAGGGAACCCCAAGAAUGGAACUGCAGCUGUCAGGUGGGGCACCAUUUCAUGUUUGUAUUUCUCACGGCGGCUUGUCUGAUCACAGAAUUUGGCUGAUACGAAAUCCAGAUGUUUAAGAUGAGAUUCCCAAUAGUUAAAGGAUUUCUUUUGAACUGUUUUAGUCAAAUGUUGCUGCAAAAAUUGGAAAAUCAAGCUUAUUCCACUUGAGCUAACCACGUGGAGCAGGAGGCUGUAGAUUGGAAUGGACAUUAAGGCUGCAAUCCAAAGUGUGUUUAGGGAGAAAACCAGCCUAGUGCAACCCAUGCCGGGAACUGAAGCCUUUUUUCUGUGUUAACAUGCAUAGGAUCCUGCCCUAAGAAGAUUUGCUUUAAAAAGCCAUGGGGGUAAGAUAAAACUUGUCCUGUUGAGGGGGUUUUUCCCCUUCAGUGUAUUUGCAUUGUAACAUAAGGUCUUAAGUGCAGCUGAAGUUUUGAUUUGUUGGAAGGACAGAAGCAAGAUGGGCUUUUAAGUCACAUAUCGGACUUUAAAGCCUGGGAACUCUCCAGCAACAAUGAAUGGGAAACCCAGUGCACUUUAAGCAGUCUUCCCUCCUGUGAGAGCACCAUUUUGGUCUUCAAUUUACGUAACCUCCCUGUUGUAAAAUAAAACAUAGCAGGUUCAGGUGUGUUUGCUCAGUUUCGGAACUGAACAGUGCCUGUCCUUUUUAACCACAACAAAGCAACUCCUAUAAAGUUUAGAAUUAAUAUUGAAGCAUGGUAAUUUUAGAUGACUUAUCAAAGCUAAUGUGUGGGUGUUUUGCUAGGACCUGCAUUGCAAGUGCAGAAAAGUAAUUUGUCAUCAUAUUCUUGUUGCAACUAGGGGGUUUCACAUUUGGGAAGCCCUUAAAUUAUGCAAUGUUAUUCCUCCCCCCUCCCUUCUUCCAGACAGGUCUGCAUUUUCUCUUGAGAUAUGUAACAUUCUCAUUUGUUCUGUGAUUUUUAGAAUGUCAUGUAUAAAAAUUAGAAAUCAAAGGAGCAGCUCUCUCUCAAUUGGAUAAGGUGGUCUCUCUAGUGUUUCUCUGCUAGCAAAUCUGUCUUCUGUUCAUUGAGUCUGAACAGUUUUAAAAGAAGCUGAAGUAUGGCUAGUUACACUGUAGCACUUCUCUCCUUUUUAAAUAAUCCAAGCCUUCUAUGUACAUUUUGUGGCGGCAGGGGCAGCUGUAUUAACAGUUUUCACUCCUUUUAAUGGGUCUGCAGUAACCGACGGUUGCAGGGCGAUCUCAUGUCUCAGAGCUUUCUGUACUCUGUGGGGUUUCAUGGUCCCUGACGGGGUGUGGCACACCCUCUUCUCCCUUCUAGGUUGUUCUUGAGUAGUUUGGAUUUAUAUUGUAGCUAAAAUGUGGGAACCCAAACAAUCCCGAGUUGCUAUGCACUAAGUGAGCAAUCCACCUAGUACUGCAGUAUUACAGCCUCUCUCCAUUUCAGCAAGAUUUGCAUAGGAGCCCCUUGUAAAUGCCUUCUGAAAACUCUGGAGAUUUUGCAGCAGCGGAGCUGGUGGAUUGUUCACAAAAUCUUCUGAUGCCUUUAAAUACCUUGAUGCCUGUAGACGUAGAAAUGCUUUCCUAUUUAAAAUAAAAAUAUAGACUUUGGGUACUAAAAUGGUUGUAUUUGCCUUGUAAAAGCUUCAGUACAAGGGUCUUAAUUUUAUUUUAUUUUUUGCUUGUGUGAUGCUAUAGUUAAGACUGUUAAUCUUGUAUAAUGUAGUGGAUAUAAAAGCACACGAUCUCCAUUGACUAUGCAACUUACAAUUUUCAGCAGCGGCCUGUGACUGGCUUCUACCUUGCUAGCCUCUCUCGCCUCCAGAUCUACAAUUGCUUUCUAUGCUGGUGUCCAAUUUUUAAAAAUAUGAUAGGAAGCCCAAAUAAAUUAACAUCUUUUGGAGUAAGAUUGGAGGCUUUCAGACGAGGGGGCAGUCAGUGGCCCAUUUGAUAUGGGUUGUAAAAGUAGUUUUAGUUUUACCAAAGUUUGACCACAAUCUGGCACCUAUUGUAAUAAACUGUCCAUCAGAAAAAUGGAACUGCCAUCCUUUAUAAACCAAAGAUUAAAAAUGAAGAACACAAAUUUUGUUUGAAUCCAAACAAAUCUUGGAAAACUCUAUUUUUGAUACGCAGAAUGAAUGUCAUUCCUUGAGGUUUGGAGAUUGUUCAAAUUGAAGUUUUAUAUUUAACUAUGUGGGACAAUGAUUUAAGACUAAAGGUUACAUUCUAGAUGUUUACAGAGCCUUGUAUUGUAAUUUCAUGUACAUUUUGUGUAUUAAACCUUUUGUAAGUUAUGAUUGCAGUGCUUACAUGCAGAAGUACAAAGGGAAAGACAUGCAUUUUAGGCUCUUGAAUCAUAAGUGUUGAAAUAAACAAGAAAAGUCA
This is a messenger RNA of Varanus komodoensis (Komodo dragon), 7418 nucleotides long. RefSeq names its product nuclear factor of activated T cells 3 (gene NFATC3). Gene Ontology annotation, molecular function: transcription factor binding; DNA-binding transcription factor activity, RNA polymerase II-specific; RNA polymerase II cis-regulatory region sequence-specific DNA binding. The record is from RefSeq and is a predicted model, not a curated record. The transcript is spliced from 10 exons. Gene Ontology annotation, cellular component: transcription regulator complex. The coding region runs from base 165 to 3497 and encodes 1110 amino acids. Lineage: Eukaryota; Metazoa; Chordata; Lepidosauria; Squamata; Varanidae. Gene Ontology annotation, biological process: calcineurin-NFAT signaling cascade; regulation of transcription by RNA polymerase II; cytokine production.